ACGACUCGUGCCGCCUUGCAGACGCCGCCGCCGCUUCGGACCUUACCACGUCCAGCCAUGGUCAAUCCUACUGUGUUCUUCGACAUUGCUGCCGACGGCGAGCCUUUGGGCCGCGUCUCCUUCGAGCUGUUUGCAGACAAAGUUCCAAAGACAGCAGAAAACUUUCGUGCUCUGAGCACUGGGGAGAAAGGAUUUGGUUAUAAAGGCUCCUGCUUUCACAGAAUUAUUCCGGGAUUUAUGUGCCAGGGUGGUGACUUCACACGCCACAACGGCACAGGCGGCAAGUCCAUCUACGGGGAGAAAUUUGAUGAUGAGAAUUUUGUCCUGAAGCACACAGGUCCUGGCAUCUUGUCCAUGGCAAAUGCUGGACCCAACACAAAUGGUUCCCAGUUUUUCAUCUGCACUGCCAAGACCGAGUGGCUGGAUGGCAAGCAUGUGGUCUUCGGUCAGGUGAAAGAUGGCAUGGAUGUUGUGACAGCCAUGGAGCGCUAUGGGUCCAGGAAUGGCAAGACCAGCAAGAAGAUCACCAUUACUGACUGUGGACAGCUCUAAUAACAUUUGACUUACGUUUUAUCUUAACCAACAGACCAUUCCUUCUGUAGCUCAGGAGAGCACCCCUUCACCCCCAUCUGCUUGGAAUGUUCUAUAAUCUUCGUGCUCUCGCCGCAGUUCAAUGGGUUCCAUGUUUUCCCUUCCCCUUCCAAGUCUAGCUGGUUUGCAGAGUUAAGUUUAUGAUUAUGAAAUAAAAACUAAACAACA
This is a messenger RNA of Artibeus jamaicensis (Jamaican fruit-eating bat), 759 nucleotides long. It is a transcript of the gene PPIA, whose product is annotated as peptidylprolyl isomerase A. Gene Ontology annotation, molecular function: peptidyl-prolyl cis-trans isomerase activity. Bases 58 to 552 code for a protein of 164 amino acids. The record is from RefSeq and is a predicted model, not a curated record. NCBI's taxonomy places the organism in Eukaryota, Metazoa, Chordata, Mammalia, Chiroptera, Phyllostomidae. The transcript is spliced from 5 exons. Gene Ontology annotation, biological process: protein folding; protein peptidyl-prolyl isomerization.